Anopheles cruzii is the source of this 4499-nucleotide messenger RNA. RefSeq lists its product as uncharacterized. Gene Ontology annotation, cellular component: glutamatergic synapse; postsynaptic specialization. Gene Ontology annotation, molecular function: molecular adaptor activity. Gene Ontology annotation, biological process: signaling. The record is from RefSeq and is a predicted model, not a curated record. Bases 1 to 2703 code for a protein of 900 amino acids. The transcript has 5 exons. Lineage: Eukaryota; Metazoa; Arthropoda; Insecta; Diptera; Culicidae.
AUGGAUAGAAGUGUAGAUUCCAUCGGUAGUUGCUCGCUUGAUGUAGAUGCUGAUUCGACCGAUUUCUCUGACACGUCAGGAGAGCUAAACUUUCUAACACCCAUCUCCGGCAAGGACAUCACCCGGGAGUUCACGGCCGGAAUAAAGGAGCGUUGUAUGGUGCCGGUGAUCAACUGCCAGGCAGUAACGAGCGUACUGGAUCCAGUAACCGGUCACAUCAGCACCGUUCUCACGACGACGACGACGACGGCCGCUUCGCCAGUGGGCACCCAACAGCAGCAGCAACCGCUGCUAAGCAACGGCGACAGUAUUGCGGCCUCGCAGGUCAACAAAAAGCCCAGCUAUCUGAACCUCGCCUGCUGCGUGAAUGGCUACUCGAACCUGACGACGUACGAUUCGAAGCUCCGCCAGGACAUAAACAAAUCGCGCGAAGUGUCCCCUAGCCGUCCGAUCAUCGCGACGCUUCACUACAACCGCACGGAUUCGACCGGUGCCGGUGGUGGCAAUCAUCUGCUGGCGGCGCCCACCCUCAGCUACGUCAGUAUGAACAAUACGAUCAACAACAACUACGGUGGGACGACGGGGACCGGUCAGCUUGGGUUCGUCGGGAGCAGAAUGUUCAAGCUAAACGGAGGUGGCGGCCUAGGGCGCAUUCGCACCAUGAACGGAACACCAGCGGGGGGGCCGGUAGACGUUACCGAUUGCGCGUUGUUCAACGGCAACGGCACGUUGCGGUCGAAGGUGAUUUCGUCACAGUCACAAAUCAGCAGCCUUUCGCGGGAUGACCCGUCUCAGAUGACACCGAAGAAGAGCUUCAUCCAGCAGCGCGUCGAGAAGCUGUACGGGGCCAGCGAAGGAGUGGUCAUCAACAAACAAAUCUACAGCAACAGCGAGCGGAAAUACCUAAACAAUAUUGCAAACGAAAACGGCACCAGCAACGGUGUGGUAGGGAACGGCACCGCAUCGGCCACGCUAGGGCACAGUAAAGGGCAUCUGUUGGCGACCGGUGGCGGAGGGUCGCUGUUGAAGAACGGGUCCGGUUAUCUGGCGAACGGAACCUACUCGAUUGUGGUGGAUGAAAACAAUAAACUGAUAGGCAGCGAUGAGCAUCAGCCAGAAGACGAUCCCGACGUCGAGGCGCUUCCGGUGUUGCGACACUUGCGGCCCGAGUUUCGCGCCCAGUUGCAGCUCUUCUCGCCCAAGAAAAUUCCCAAACCAUCUCCAAGCCGUUCCCUGGGAGCCUCCGCUGCAGUCAACGGUAAUGUGCAUCCCACCAACGGUACGACGACGACGACGGUGAUGAGUCACUGCAGCGCUAUCGAAGAGAGUCUAUACUCGCGAACGCAACGUCACCACGCGACAGACGAAGCGCAUUACUCGUCGAUCGAUACCAGCUACGACAGCUUGCGGCAGGAGGAAGAUUUGUCUCGAAUGGCGAGCACUACUAACGGCGCGAGCAAUGGACAUCAUUACCACGAGACCAAGCGUCACCAUAGCAACGCUGCACGCACGAUGCACGUUAUCGAACAGCGCGGCAGCAGUCCCUCUGAUAGCCCGGUGGCGACGAAAUCGGUGGAGCACACGAUACCGCCAGCGUCCGUCGUUGCCGUUGACAACGCACGGGAGACGAUUGUAGUAUCGGCAAACACCGCGAGUCGCGCCACCGUACCUGUCGACAUUGCCGCUGUACGACAUCAGCAACCGGCGACGACGUCGGGCGGUUCAUUCGAUAGCACGGUGCCCGAGAACAAAGUUCACAACGGUGUCGAAGAGGCGAAGGACGUCGAAAACGGCUGCAGCAGCGAGCUCGUGGUGAACGGUGGUGAAGUUUUAAAUUGUGAUAAUCCUUCGGUCGAGAUGAGAGCGGUCGUGCCAGAGGAUCCGGCCGGCACCGGAGCAACAACGGGUGCAUCGGAAGAGGACAGUGCAGUGAAACCGAUGGCGCCGCCAGUGGCCACUACCAACGGCAAUAGUGCACACAGUCUCAACAAUAAUAACAACCACGAGCUCGACGGAAACUAUUUCCUGCAGAUACUGCGGAACGAGCAGAACCGCCUGCAAACGAUGGCCACCUCGGUGGAGCAGGAGAUCCAAAAGCUUAAGGCCGACGGCGUCGUCCUGUGUGAGGAAAUCGAUGGCUACACGCUGGUUGCCAUUGGCAAAGCCCGUCUACUUUGCUCGCAGAAGAUGAAACAAUUUGAAGGACUGUGCUACACCAACCUGAACCAAGUGCCCGGCGAAAAGUUCCAAACAACUGGCGAAGACCUGCGAGGAUUCUGGGAUAUGGUGAUGCUGCAAGUGAAUGACGUCGAUGCAACUUUCGUUGAAAUCGAUACGUUCCGUAAGAACGGUUGGAAGAAACCUAUCGUCAAAAGCCCGCUUCCUGCAGCACGCAACGGGGCCACCCGUACUACAAAGCUUAUCAAACGUCCAUACAAAACGGCUACGACAAAUGGUGCCACCAGCAGCAGUAGCAACGUUACAGACGGUGAAACGAAAAAGGCUUCCGCGGCGUUGGCCGCUGCGAAGCGCGAAGCGCAACGCAAGCAGCUGAUGGAAAUGAAACGGAAACAGAAGCUGGCAGCCAACGGCCAGCAAGCGCUUGAAAUUUUCACACAAACCUCCGCCGUUGCGACCACCUCCGACGGAACCACUCCACUGGCUCCUGCUGCAAAUGCUUCGACGCUGGUCGAUACGAGUUGAUUUCGUGCAUCAUGCUUCAAGGAGCGUUAAGAUCGCACCACCAUAAACAUCACCAGCUCGCUUUACCGUCGAAAUCUUGAUAGGGAGUGAUCGGGAGAAAGUAAUUCGUAAUUUGGCACCCCGAAAUUCCACUGCUGGAUGCGUAUAUAUUGUAUAAUAGUUCACACAGACACAUUUGAAGACACUGGACUGAUAGAUUUUCCGUCACGUAAGGCUCACGCUUCUAUUUUGCCGAAAGUCCGAUACGAAACGUUGCCGCUUACUGGCUGGCUCUCUGUGCUGUGCACAACGUUCAAUCCUUGCUCUCAAAACCUGCUUGUGACGUUUUUUUGCGUAUACCGUAUCGUGGAAAACGAGAGCGAAAGGAAAGAUAUAAAUGAAAGAUAUAGAAAUCGUUGUAGAAAUAGAGCAAUAGAUAGUGAACGAGAGUAAAAACAAAAGAGAGAAUGUGAAAGAAGGAUAAAAAGAAAGAUUGAGAGAAUGGUAAAACGAUCGAGAGCGAGAUCGAGCAAGAAAAUGUGGUUGCAAGAAGAUAUAAAUGAUUGGAAAGGCCAAGACAGAGUGAUGAAGUUUACCAGGGGGAAGAGAAAGCCAAGGCGAAGAAAACGUACACAAAUUGUGAUUGUUUUAUACAUUUUUAUGGUCGAAUAUUAAAAAUCUACUACUAUCGAUUAUCGUAUUGCUAUAAUUAUUCACUUUUUUAUUGUAAAAUUAUGUGUUCCGACAUUUUAACGGUAUUCAAACAACACGAAAAAAGCACAUGAAUGCAAGCAACACGUAGCGAAGAAAUAAAUAGUGCAAGGAACUGGUAGCUGAAGCGAAAAACAGAGCGUAUGUAGGCAAACAAAAAGUAGUUAGACACAUUGGAAUGCGAUCGCUAAUUAGUGUGUGAUAACGAGGGACGAAGCAGAGGAAAGUAUUUCUCUGUUAGGCUCACCUUCGUUUAUCUCCCAACUGCGCUCGAAGCCAAUAUGCUCUUGGUUGUGGACUAUGCGAAUAAGCCAGCAACAAAGACAAGCUCAGUACACAUGUCACGAAAAUGAUCAAACUUACAACCAACCCCUCUGCCUGAAACGUACGCGUGUUGACUGUAACGAACUGCAUAUAAUUAGUUCUAUUGUACACACUGAAAGGAGAAUGGAAGGACGAAUCUCUAUUUAUUAACAAAAAUGAAAACCUCAUAACUAUCCUUUAUCAAUGUGUUUAGUUUAGCUUAAUGUUGGGCGCGCUUUACUCCCUGUGGCGGCUUCGCGAUCUUUGUUUAGGGUGUCUACGUCAGUUUUAUCCAUCUCGUUGAUGACUUUUGACGUGCCGUACCAGAAGAGGAAUCCUGUUGCGAGGUAGUGUUGCGGAUCCUGUUACAAACUGUGUCUCGGUGGCGGUGGAUUCCAAAUAGGCGAUUGGCGAAAUUUCUUCAAGAUUGUACCCGUUUCUGAAGCUGCUUUUGCAUUUCAAGUCAAAAUGAUAAUGAUUGCUAUUUGCUCGUCGUUUAUGUUUCAGUUAAAAAUGCCAUUUGAAGGAAAGUUUAUAUUUUUAGAUGAUUCUUUCUAUAUUUUGUAGUUUGCAUUUUUGUGUCGUAAGAUGCGUAAAAUGAGCGAAAUCGACGAGUAAAUGAAAACAUCAUACCGAAGAGGUUGCGACCAUUUAAAACAAGUAUUUAUGAGCGAGUGCCUUAUCUGUCGUUCAAGAAAGAAGAGGCGUUCAAGAGUACAAAGUAUAAUACUUUUUUUGUGCUCACAUUUUCUUGAGCUUUAUUAUUUCGUCUCUUUUCGCGUAUUAUUUAUUAUUUUCUCCCU